AUGAGUCAGGGCAUGUCCGAACAGCCCACCAGCGACACUCAUCAGCGCAUGUCCCGUGAUCGACACAGUUCCAGCGCACCAACAAAGAUAUUACUGCUCACUAACAUCAUAUCAAAGGAGGACGUUGACGAAGACCUUAACUCAGAGAUGAAGCGCGAGUGCACAAAGUAUGGCCGAGUGCGUACUGUACUUGUGCAUAUUGUUAAUGGCAGACAGGUGCAUCCGGACGACGCUGUGCGCAUCUUUGUACAUUAUGAGACGGUUGAUGAGGCCAAGAAGGGUCACUCACAACUAAGUGAUCGAUACUUUGCAGGACGAAAGAUCAGAGCGACAUACUACAACGAAGACAUGUUCAUUGAUGGCCAUUUGGAUUCAUAA
This is a messenger RNA of Acytostelium subglobosum LB1, 378 nucleotides long. RefSeq lists its product as hypothetical. The transcript has 2 exons. Gene Ontology annotation, biological process: mRNA cis splicing, via spliceosome. Bases 1 to 378 code for a protein of 125 amino acids. The record is from RefSeq and is a predicted model, not a curated record. NCBI's taxonomy places the organism in Eukaryota, Evosea, Eumycetozoa, Acytosteliales, Acytosteliaceae. Gene Ontology annotation, cellular component: precatalytic spliceosome. Gene Ontology annotation, molecular function: nucleic acid binding.